Molecule: messenger RNA, 6349 nt
Organism: Vitis riparia (riverbank grape)
Lineage: Eukaryota; Viridiplantae; Streptophyta; Magnoliopsida; Vitales; Vitaceae
Exons: 32
Coding region: 110-6061 (1983 amino acids)
Biological process (GO): protein import into nucleus; RNA export from nucleus
Cellular component (GO): nuclear pore inner ring
Molecular function (GO): structural constituent of nuclear pore
Source: RefSeq, a predicted model, not a curated record
CCUACUUCAGUGGCCCUCUUGGUGUCAAAUUUGUAACAACAAAAGCGCGGGAUCAAGCUCAUGUUCGGAGCUUGACUGCUAGGGUUUCAACUCCCAAUCUCCUCCUCCAAUGGCGGCCUCCGCCUCCGCCUCCGCCGUCGAUCUAGCGCCAAACCCUAGCUCCGUCGAUGGCUUGCUCUGGUGGGACUCCUUCAGUCUCUUACUCACCGAGCUCGAGAGCGUUUCCCCUUCCUCGGACCUCCCUCCAUUUCUGGUGAAGAAGGUGAAGGAUAAUCAUGCGUGGUUUGUGGACAUGUUUUCUUUGUUUAAGCCUCCCAACAAGAAGUCGAGGGAGGCUUUGGAUUCUAAGCAAGUGAAAUUUGGAACUCGUCAAUUGACUGUACAGCCUGAGUUGAAGGAGGCUGCUUUGAAAGUCAGCAAUUCGUUGUGUUUAGAUGAGGUGCAGUCAUACCUUCUUGUCGAAAGGUUUGUUGAGCAAAACAAUGUAGCUGUUAAUUUAAUGGUUCAAGAAUUUCUUCAUGUGAUAUUGUUUCAAUACUACAUUGAACGACAGUGCUUGCUGAAGUGUACCAGACAGAUUUUCAUGCAUGCUCUAUAUGUUGGAAGUGGCUCUGAAGAGGGUAAUGCCAUUAGGCAGGAGGCACAAAGCCUGAUUUCUGAUGGAUUAGAGAGCAAAUUAUUAUCUGUCCUCUAUGACCUUCUAUCAUCCAGCCAUCCAGAGCACAUGGAUAUUGACCUAUUCACUUUAUGGGCUGAAGAGACACUUAUUGAAGACAAUUUGAUCUUGGACAUUCUUUUCCUUGCCUAUUAUGAGUCAUUUUGUGUUUGUAAUGGUGCACAGUGGAAAAAAUUGUGCUUGCUUUACAAGGGAAUCAUUUCUGGGUCUUUUAACUUUGGAAAGCUGGCAAUUUCACCUGAAGCAACACAUUCUUUUUAUCACGCUAAAGUUCAGCUGCUACUCAUCCUUAUAGAAACCCUGGACCUGGAAAAUCUUCUUCAAUUGAUUCAUGAUGAAAUGCCUUUCAGGGAGGGUUGCACUUUGUUUUCCUUGACUGAUGUCCAAGAAAUAGAUGCAAUAAUAUCAGGUUUCAAUGCUUUUGAAACAAAGGAAGCAGGCCCACUAAUUCUUACAUGGGCUGUGUUUCUCUGCCUUAUUUCAUCACUUCCUGGAAAACAGGAAAAUAGUGUGCUAAUGGAUAUUGAUCAUGUCGGUUAUGUUCGUCAAGCCUUUGAGGCUGCAUCAUUGAGUUAUUUUCUUGAACUUCUUCAAAGUGACAUAUUGAAGGAUUCAGAUGGACCUGUUGCUGGUUAUAGGAGUGUCUUGAGAACUUUUGUCUCUGCAUUUAUUGCAUCUUAUGAGAUAAAUGUUCAGCUAGAGGACAAUACACUUAAAUUGAUACUGGAUAUUCUUUGCAAAAUUUAUCGAGGAGAGGAAUCUCUCUGCAAUCAGUUCUGGGAUAGGGAGAGUUUUGUUGAUGGUCCUAUUCGGUGUCUUCUUUGCAACUUGGAAGGUGAAUUCCCGAUCAGGACUGUGGAACUUGUUGGCUUUUUAUCAGCUCUUUGUGAAGGAACUUGGCCAGCAGAAUGCGUGUAUAAUUUCCUUGAUAAAUCUGUUGGCAUAUCAUCCUUGUUAGAGAUUACUAGUGAUUCCUUGGUGGAUAACAUUUCUCAGAUUAUUGAAACACGGGUGCCACUGCAUGUUCCUGGGGUUGAAGGAUUAAUUAUUCCUAGUCAAACACGUGGUCAUGUUUUGAAAGUGAUUGAUGGCAAUACUGCUCUAGUACGGUGGGAGUACACACAAUCUGGGGUGUUGGUGUUGCUUCUGCGUUUAGCCCAGAGGUUGUAUUUAGAUUGCAAUGAAGAAGUCCUUGUUACCCUGGAUCUGCUCUGUCGACUGGUAUCCUUUAACACGGCUGUUUCUUUUGCUUUGAUGGACAUUGGAAACUCCCUGCAUGUUCAAGCAACUCGCAUGAAUGCACACAUGGAAAUGCAGGUUAAUAUGGUGGAGAUCAUUUGCACUUUGAUAAGAAAUUUAUCCCCUAAUUGGAGCAGUUCUUCAAUGAUGGCCAUGGGUGUCAGCAUUUUAGAAAAAAUGUUAAAAUGUUCUCCAUCUCAUGUUACAGCCGUGGCUCUGAAGGCAAACAUAUUUGAUUUGGCUUCUAAGACAAGUACAUUUGAAACUCUCUUUACUGGUUCAACAAGUGGAUCAUGGUUGCUUUCUGGGAAACUUGCAAAGAUGCUCUUAAUUGACUGUGAGCAAAAUGACAACUGCUGCCAGUUGACAAUUUCGGUGCUGGAUUUUACCAAACAGCUUGUGGAAACUGGAGAAGAAAAUGAUUUUGCCCUGGCUCUUGUUGUUUUCUCCCUCCAGUAUGUUUUAGUCAAUCAUGAAUACUGGAAAUACAAGGUGAAGCAUGUUCGCUGGAAAGUAACAUUGAAGGUGCUUGAAGUGAUGAAAAAAUGCAUCAUGACAAUCCCAUACUCUCAGAAAGUGGGUGAGAUUGUCCAGGAUAUUUUACUCCGUGAUUCUUCUAUCCACAAUGCACUCUUUCGAAUUAUUUGUACAACUAAACAGGCCUUGGAGAAACUCUACAUGAGCCGUCUUUGUGAAGCAAUGGAGAUUGAAGGAUUAGAACUUGCAAUAUGUUCUGUUUUUGACAUUCUUUUCACUAUGCUAUCCAAGCUUUCAAAGGAUAUUACAUCAAGCCUGCCUGUUUUUGACCAUGCAGUGCUGUCAACUACAACCAAACCCAUUUCUGUUAUUGCAGCUGUGAUAUCCUUGAUAUCAUACUUCCACAAUCCUAGAAUACAAGUGGGUGCUAGUAGAGUACUAUCUAUGUUAUUCAUUAUAGCAGAUUCUUCACAACCAUAUUUAUUUGGGAAUAGAUGCUUCGGUUUGGAUGAUAAACAGAUUACAGAUUUAAGGCAUUCUAUUGAUAAGAUUCUAAGUGACCAGUCUUCUUAUAAUGAAGAUCUCUUUGUUGCUACAGUCAAAUUGCUUACUUCUGCUGCACUUCAUCAGCCUGCUUUUCUUGUUGCCAUAAUUGCUGCCAAAGACAAUCUAGGUUUGAAGCAGCCAGUAAAUGAAGCUUCCUUUGGAACACUGGGGUCUGUCAAAGCAAGUUUGGUAGAUGCACUCUUGCAAGUUAUUGAAAGAUCUGAUGAUCUUAUCAAUAGCAAUCCCCGUUUACUACUGAAUGUGCUUAACUUACUGAAAGCAUUGUGGCAAGGGGCUGCUCAAUAUGCAGAUAUUUUGGAAUGGCUGAAAAACUCUGAAAAGUUCUGGAAACUAUUUUGCAACUCCAUUUCUCUAAUUGCUAGAACGAAAGCUCCCCUGCCUGAAAAUCUUACUGAAAUGGAGGCUCUAAGCUUGGCAUACAAAUACCAGUGUCAAACAGCUGUAUUGGAAAUAAUGGCAGAAGACUUGUUCCUGCAGAAGAAGUUACUGCAUGCUGAAUUUCUUGUAAAACUUGCUGCUGAAUCAUCAAAGGAAAAGACAGGAACUACAGUUGGUUUGGAAAAAUCAAGAUCUGAAAAUUUACACCAUCUUAAGGAUGUUUUGUCAUCCUGGUGUGAGAAUUCAGUGUUGGUUGACCUGAUCAAGUCAUAUGCAUCUUGUCAAUAUGACACUGAAAUAUAUCUCCGUGCAAAGAUUGCUGCCAGUUUAUUCAUUGUGCACGUGAUGGGAAAAUUAGCAACAGGUGAUGCAGGGAGUUUGUCUGUCUCAUUACUUGAAAAGCUACAUAGUAUGAAUAAAAAGCUGGGCAAUCAGCCUGCUUUCUCUGAAUUGUUAUCUCAAUAUUCCCAGCGGGGUUACAGUGAAGGGAAGGAACUGAAUAUUUUAAUACUCAGUGAUCUUUAUUAUCAUCUUCAAGGAGAGCUUAAAGGCCGUAAAAUUGAUCCUGGGCCAUUCAAAGAGCUUGCCCAGUAUCUACUGGAUUCACAAUUUUUGCAAAAUUAUCGACAUGAGUAUGAUGGUGACCUUUUUGCACCUGCUAAAGAUGUUCACUUGUUUGACACCAGUCAUUUACAAGCAGAUUUAGGAUUAGCUAUGUGGGAUCAUUCACAGUGGAAAGCAACUAAAGAAAUUGCAGAAAUAAUGUUGCUUUGCAUGAAGGAAGCUAACUCAAUGGUGUUGCUCACUGGAUCAAAGCUUUGUUCAUUGAAAGCAUUGAUAACCAUCUUGACCAUGUAUGAAGAAGAUUUAAGUGAGAGAAAGACUACAAUAGGUGGGGCGAUCCCUGAGCAACUCAUUCUAUCGUGCAUAGAUCAUGUGUGCCAAUGUUUCCAUGACACACUAGAAUCAUUAGCUCCAGUUCUCGAUGCUCCUGAAGAUAUGCUUGAUUUCCUUGCAGCCCAAGCUGAACUACUUCUCCGUCUCAUUAGAUUUGUAAACAAAAGUCUGCCUUUACCUGUUUGUGUACUUGUUUUAAAAACCUCAGGUCAUGGCCUUAAAGUGUUGGGUAACUUUAAGCCAUCUGUUCCUGGGGUUAGAACAACAAUGAAGCUCUUACUCAUGUUGCUUCUCUCAUCACUUGAGUUCAGCUCUCUCAGUUCACUUUUAGGUGGGUUGUCAGAUAAGAAAUCUGUUGAAGACUUAGCUGAAGCAUCUAGUGUGAGUUUGGGGCUAUUACCUAUUCUCUGCAACUGCAUCGGAACUGCUGAGAAUUGUGUCCUCUCCCUGACAACUAUUGACUUAAUACUGAAAGGCUUCUUGACACCUAACACUUGGUUCCCCAUCAUACAAGAACAUCUCCAGUUGCAGCAUAUUGUUCUGAAACUUCAAGAUAAAAGCUCUCUUGCUUCCAUUCCCAUUAUUUUGAGAUUUCUUUUGACCCUUGCACGAGUGAGAGGAGGUGCUGAGAUGCUUCUUACUGCUGGCUUUUUCUCAUCUCUGAGAGUGUUGUUUGCUGACUUAUCUGCUGGUAGGCCAUUUUCAGUUAUUCAAAAUGGUACAAGUCGCUCCAACUCAUCUGAGAAUUUUGAAAAGCCUCAGCACGUUUGGGGUCUAGGCUUGGCUGUAGUCACAGCAAUUAUUCAUUCUUUGGGAGGCAGUUCCUCGUGUGUCAAUACUGUUGAGAAUGUAAUUCCUUACUUCUUCUCUGAGAAAGCUUAUUUGAUAUCAUAUUAUCUUAAUGCACCAGACUUCCCAUCUGAUGAUCAUGACAAGAAAAGAGCUCGGGCUCAAAGGACAAAGACAUCUCUUGCUGCUCUUAAGGAAACAGAGCAUACUCUAAUGUUAAUGUGCGUGCUAGCAAAGCACUGGAACUCAUGGGUUAAGGCUGUGAAAGAAAUGGAUACAGAGCUAAGGGAGAGAAGUAUUCAUCUUUUGGCCUUCAUUAGCCGGGGAACUCAACGCCAUGGAGAAUCACCCAGCAGGAUUCCACCUCUCUUGUGUCCUCCUAUGCUCAAAGAGGAUUUUGAUUUUUACAAGAAACCAGCAUUUGUUAACAGCAAAAAUGGAUGGUUUGCUCUUUCUCCUCGUGGUUGUUUAUCAAAAUCUAAGUUCUCAUCUGUCUCAAUCAAGUCAACUGCUCUUGUAGUCAAGGAUCAAUCAUCUGAAAAUUUGGAUGUUUCUCAGACACACUUCUCAGAUAUAGUAGCCUUGCAGAUCUAUAGAAUUACAUUUCUUCUAUUGAAAUUUCUCUGUUUACAAGCUGAGGGUGCUGCUAGGAGGGCCGAGGAAGUGGGAUUUGUAGAUCUUGCUCAUUUUCCUGAACUUCCAAUGCCUGAGAUUUUGCACGGCUUACAGGAUCAAGCCAUUGCCAUUGUCACUGAACUCUGUGAGGCCAACAAAUUAAAGAAGAUCGAGCCUGAAGUCCAGAGCACAUGCCUCUUAUUACUGCAAAUAAUGGAAAUGGCCUUGUACUUGGAACAAUGCGUUUCACAGAUCUGUGGAAUCAGACCUGUUUUAGGACGCGUUGAGGAUUUUUCCAAGGAAGUCGUCCUGUUAAUUAGAGCAACGGAGGGACAUUCUUUUUUGAAAGCAGCAGUAAAGUCCUUGAAGCAGAUUAUAUCACUUGUGUAUCCUGGACUAUUACAAACUGAGGGCCUCUUGUGAGCUGUCAGGUGCCCCUGUAGAUCUAGGUGAACUCUGUAGCUGUAAAAACUCAUGUAAAAUGUGUAAAGAUUCCUUUUCCCUUUAUGAAUUUUGGACCCUUUCCCAGCCUUUCUUUUUGUGAUUCCAAUUCAUAAAGAGCUCUUUUCCACAACGAGCAUAUGCCCUCCAGUGGGGUCUGUAAGCUCUCUAGCCACCCAUGAAUCCAUUUCCAGUUGGAGACAUCUUUCUUCAGUCAAACCACUUGCACAGCUUUGUUUUUUUGUAAUAAUUAUUUCCCCUCCAUUAAGG